Messenger RNA from Racocetra fulgida, 507 nucleotides. The record is from the annotation of a GenBank genome assembly. NCBI's taxonomy places the organism in Eukaryota, Fungi, Glomeromycota, Glomeromycetes, Diversisporales, Gigasporaceae.
AAUUUGAUGAAUUAUACGGACAGUUAACUAGUGAAAAAUACAGAUUAUUACAUCAAGAAAUUUUAAAUGAAGAAUCUCAAGUUGGUAUCUUUAUAAAUACAAAAAUUAGGCUUUUGAUUUGUUGUGACUUUUGUGGAAAGUAUCGUUGCAUUUAUAGUAAUACAGCUUUAGGUGAAGAAGAUUCUCAAACAGUUGUGCAAUAUUUUGAAAAUAUAUCCUAUAGUUGUGGAUCACCAAUUCUUCCAGACAGUCAUCCGCUUUUUAAUCAACUUCAUAUACACCAAAAUAUUACUUGUGAUUCACCUAUUGAACGAAAUUAUUAUUCAAGCCGUUUGAAAGAUGUUGAUUUAUGUUACUGGUGUGGAGCUGAAGAUGGUAUUAUUGAUCCAUCUGAUGAGUUAAAAUCAGAAUUUAAAACUAUCUAUCCAUUAUGCGCUUCAUGUUAUGCUAAUGGCCAUGAAUGGUCUACUCGUGCACCAAUUGUAUUUCAAGCGAACAAAAAAGUUC